Arachis duranensis is the source of this 1611-nucleotide messenger RNA. Its product is annotated as probable ribosome biogenesis protein RLP24. The record is from RefSeq and is a predicted model, not a curated record. Gene Ontology annotation, biological process: ribosomal large subunit biogenesis. Gene Ontology annotation, cellular component: nucleolus. Lineage: Eukaryota; Viridiplantae; Streptophyta; Magnoliopsida; Fabales; Fabaceae.
AGAGCAACUGCCAAUUCUGAAGCUGGGAAACCCUAAAACCUAAACCCUUUUCCAGUUGCUGUUCUCUGUAGCAGUGCAGCCACAAUGAGAUUGGAGAAGUGUUGGUUUUGUUCCUCAACGGUAUAUCCUGGUCAUGGAAUCCAGUUCGUUCGUAAUGAUGCCAAGAUUUUUCGAUUUUGCGGGUCUAAAUGCCAUAAGAACUUUAAAAUGAAGAGGAACCCUCGUAAGGUCAAAUGGACCAAGGCAUAUCGAAGAGUGCAUGGAAAGGAUAUGACACAGGAUUCAACGUUUGAAUUCGAGAGGAAGCGGAACAAACCUGAGAGAUAUGACAGGAACCUUGCUGAGAAUGUGCUUAAGGCCAUUCCUAAGAUUGAUAAGAUCAGAGUCACCAGAGAGGAGAGACACCAUAAGAAUAGGAUGAAGGGAAACAAGGUGAAGGUGCAGAGGGAGGCGACGAAGGAGUUGGAGCAGGGACCAAAGAUCAAAGUCAUGGUUUCCCAACAGCAAUCACAGCAGAAUCAACCUAUGGAAGAGUGAUUCGUUUGGCAAUGCUGGCCUUAUUUUGUUCCGGUUCGAUAUUUGCGGCUGGAUUAGUGGCCUUCUGAGGUCCAAAUUUAUAGUGUUAGUUUACUUGAGAGAUGAUUCAUGUCAUGUUGUGAAUGAUAUGGUUUUGAAAGAGAGUUUUGGGGUGAGCCUUUUGUAAUGUAAACAUUGAAUGUGAUACAUUGUGAGAGAUAGUUAACUAUUAUAAAGCAUAUCAGAAUUGUGUGUCUGGUUGGGCAUAGCAUAUUCAAUCCAAGUUAAGAUUUAAGAACUGUGAUCAUCUUAUGGUUCCAAAUUGCUUAGCAGGAGCAGCCCUUGCUGCUCUAUGGGCAAAUGAGCUCUCACUGAAGUGAGAUUAAACAAAAUGAAGUAACGGUUAUUCCCUUCCUUUCAAAUUAGUAUUCAUGAAGCAUGUACUUCAAAAUCUGAUAAACCAUUCCUGCAAAUUCAGAGGGUUUUAGGGUUUCCAUUCGAGGAGAAAGCCUCGAAAAAAAUGGCUUCAAUGGCAGCAAGAAGAUCCAGCAGCACAAUCGUGCGAACCAUCUGUAGAGCCACUGCGAAAUCGACGGCAGGGAGGUCAUCAUCCUCGUCCUUCCCUUUGCGCGAUUCCAAUCUCGGUAUUCGGCAUAAUAACAACCGUAUCGCUCCGGCGAGGUUCUCGCUCCUCCGAAGAGAAUUGAGCUCCUUGAAGCCAUUGCACACAGCCAUUGCUUCAUCUUACCUUGUUUCCAAGCUUCCCACCGAAGCUACCACCUCCUCACAAGGGAGGUUUGCUAACUAUGUCAGUCCAAUCUAAUAAAGGAUGAUGCAUAAACUGAUGAGGGUUCAUCUUGUUGAAUUCCUUGAAAGCUGGGUUACUUUUGAGGCUCUUUCAUUGAGAAUUUGGAAAUUUCAGAUUUCUUGACUAUAAGUGCUGAGCAGGUUUGCUUCUUCGAGUAGUUAGUAGCCUCUGCCUGCCUCUGACAUGUAUGUAAAUUUGUAACUUUUGAUAAGUCAAAUGUUGUUUUGUGUUUGUUAUACUUUGUAUACUGUCAUUGAAAUAAUAUCAUGCGAAUUAUUUGAGAUUAA